Blastomyces gilchristii SLH14081 is the source of this 351-nucleotide messenger RNA. RefSeq lists its product as uncharacterized. The record is from RefSeq and is a predicted model, not a curated record. Bases 1 to 351 code for a protein of 116 amino acids. Lineage: Eukaryota; Fungi; Ascomycota; Eurotiomycetes; Onygenales; Ajellomycetaceae. The transcript is spliced from 2 exons.
AUGAACAACCUGAAGGUUCUACUCAAUGCGGCCUGUAAAGCGGCUGCGGCGAUUCCUUCGGCGACACCAGGCCUACCCACUGCGGCCUGUCAAGAGACUGCAGUGAUUCCUGAUUCAUCAAUUGAUAAUCUGUUCAUUGAUGAGGAAAUUCAACCUGAGUGUCCAUUAUUUCUUAAUACACUGAACUUCUCAGAAUCCACAGUUGAAUCUGAUGACUCUUCAACAUCUACAAGGAAUAUCACUACAGUGAGAGAAGCUUCAGUGAGAAACAGUCUUGAAGACCUACUCAUCGAUUCUGAGAUCACUGCACUUCUGAUCCUGAAAACCUCACACACACCAAAGCUUUCAUAG